Messenger RNA from Condylura cristata (star-nosed mole), 646 nucleotides. It is a transcript of the gene CUNH4orf36, whose product is annotated as chromosome unknown open reading frame, human C4orf36. The record is from RefSeq and is a predicted model, not a curated record. NCBI's taxonomy places the organism in Eukaryota, Metazoa, Chordata, Mammalia, Eulipotyphla, Talpidae. The transcript has 3 exons. The coding region runs from base 1 to 354 and encodes 117 amino acids.
AUGGCUUACGGCUUGCCAAGAAAGAACACGAUGAACUCUAUUCUGAGGGGCAGUUGUUACCAAGUACAGGAACCUUGGGAUCUUGCACUGCUUACAAAAGCCUGGUACACCAACCUAAUGAACAUCAAACUGCCUUUUUUGGAAGAAAUUACAUUUGGUAAUCCUUUAAACCUCAAAAAAUAUGUAACCACCAAGGAUAAUCUGUUGCCUCCACCUGAAAUUGUCAAAUUGGAAAGAGAUUAUGAAAUGAAGCGCUUGAAGAAACUGAAAUGUCAGAAAAAGGUAGCAGAGAAAGUUCAGUUUUCUCUAAGGGAAAGGCCAGUUGGUUUGAGACGACCUCUUCCACCCAAGUGACAAGCAUCUCAUAACGGAAUCUGUACUGUGCUUUCUUCAUUCAAAGAGGAUGAAGUCCCCAUUCUCUUACUGUGUGAGGUUCUGUGUAAGCAUCGGAAUGCCUGCUGCAGGGGAAGCCAGCCCCGAGCUGGAGGGCAGCGCUCACAGAUCUCCUGGGUCUCUUCACACACUUGUUCCAUUGCGUCUUAAGCAACAGCACUGUAAGUAGAUGACAGUGUGGCUGCACUAAUUUCUUCCAUGCUGUUUAUUUUGAUUUUUACAAAACUGCAUGAAGGGAAGAGGAAACCUCUUG